UAGAAGUCUGGCUUUAGCCUAAGAGUAAUAGAAGAGUCUUGUUUUGAGACUUUUUUUCUUAUCCUCGUCAUGGAGACUUACCCUUCUUUCUUCAUGGUUUAAAACCCUUUGUGGGUGUUCGCGUUAAUCUGUUUCCCCCUGCUCCUUUUAUGUGAACCUGUUUUGUCUUCUUCCAUGUCAUGUUGAUCAGUCGGUCUAGUUUAAUAGUUCGGAGUUAACUCAUGUGGAGGAUCCUGAAAGUUUGUAAAACAGAUUUGGAGGGGAGUCCUGCUUUGGCUGUGUCUAUUCUCGAAAGAGGUUGCAAUGGCAGGUCAAGGUAGCGAGUCUAAUGCCUACCCAGGAAAGUUUUAUUUCGGCUGUGGUCCCAAUGCCAUAAAUCAUCUGUGCAAUCAGAAUGUAGAUUCGGAUGAUCUUUCGUUGGAAGAAAUGCAAUCUGAUCAGAUGAACACUGCCUCUUCAGCUAAUGUGAGCCUGCGCGAUAGUCAGCUCGCCAAUGGACCGUCAGCUACACUGGCGGCUAAUUCCAGUGCUCUCCCUCACAACAUAGACUUGAAUGCUGCAUAUCAAGGCAAUGACAUCGGUGACAGUCAGGAAAUAGGAGGAUCGGACACUGAAAAAAAUGCGCCUGCAAGUGAUUCAUCUAAUUCUAAUACAAAUAUGAUCUCUUCUGGAAUUGCCGGGUAUGUGUUGGACGAAGACGAGGGUGGAGAAGAUUCUGACUCAGGUGGUAGGCGUAUAUCCUGCAAAAGAAGAGCUCCCGAAGAUGCUGGACAACUGUCUCUGGGUGAAAGUUCGAGAUCAGUGAAGCAAGGAGAUAGUUUUCAACAGCCAGCUGUUAUUAAUCAAGAAAAUGCUCCUGGAAGAUCCGCCGUGAAUAAUCACCCAAAUGCUGGUUAUCCAGGACAGCUUGGAGAUAGACUUGUGGUUGGUGUCGGAGCACCUCCUGCCCCUUGUCAACCUUCAAGUGCUGCAGGAAGUGGACUUGGAACUGAAGCUGGAACAAGUUCUGAAAUGCACCAGAAUUCAAGUAUGGUUAGACAAGCUGAGAACUCCCAGCGAAAUAUCCGUUUGAGAAGUUCUGAAAGUCAAUCAGAUUCUGUGCCUGAUAACCUGUCUGCUUGGACCACAAGGAAUCCUCAUGUGCAAUCACCUGGCCAACUACCUGUGUUUUAUCAAUUCAAUCACCUUCCAAGUUCAAACACAGCUGCAGAAGCGGGAAUGGUUAGUGUACCUUCUCCAAUACAGCCUUUUAUGGGCACUCCCAAUUCUUCGCAGACACUACAGACCUUCCAGUGGAAUGAUGUCACCAGGGCAACAACCGGUGAGCCAUCUACUUCCUCUAUGAAUGGAGGCAAUGCCUUGCAUCAGGAUCUGAACUUCAUGAAUGAUCCGAAGAAUGGAACGCUUCCUCCUGAAUUUCAAAGGGCAAAUUUGCCGAAUAUGUCAGCAAACCUUCACUUUGCAAAUGGGAGAGAUUUUCCAGGAAACAUAUCUCCCAUUCCCCAAAAUGGCUCAAGUUCACACCAACCAUCUGCCCCCACUUUGUUUCCCCAACGCAACAUGUUAGAACACUAUCCUGGCAGAAUGCCUGACCUUGCCAAUCGCACUGAGCCUGGGGGACCAGUUUGUUACAGGCCAUUUCAUUUGGGUGCUUCACCUGCUGCAGAAGAGAGGGAAUUAUCAGAGGGGAGUGGUAAUAUAAGGCCUUCUCAAAUGCCACUUGGGCAAGGCUUGGCAAUGACUGCCAACACAGAAACUGCCACUCGUGAAAUGACACUCUGGGCUUUGAUUUCUGUUCAGAGGAGAAACAGACUGGCAACUGAGGAUGUUAUGUUAAUUGACCGUUCAGCUUUCUUCGGUGACUCUGAUGACGACGAGCCUGAUGAACAUGAAGAUAUGCGUCUUGAUGUGGACAAUAUGUCCUAUGAGCAACUGCUGGCUCUGGAGGAGCGAAUGGGGAAUGUUUCCACUGGAUUAAGUGAGGAUGCUAUUGUGGCAAAUCUGAAGCGGUGGAAGUAUCAAACAGUUGCAGGAGGAUCUAGCAGUGAAGAUGAACCAUGCUGCAUCUGUCAGGAGGAAUAUGCUGAUGAAGAUGAUCUGGGAAAGCUGAAAUGUGGGCAUGACUUUCACUUCAACUGCAUUAAGAAGUGGCUCGUUCAGAAGAAUAAUUGUCCCAUCUGCAAAAAGCCAGCCGUGGAUGUUUGAGAUCGCCAGUCUCGGCUGUGGACAAUCGUCCUUGCCCAUGGACGAUUGUUCUCACUCAUUCGCUGACAUCUUCCUUUUCUUAUAGAACUGUUAUCAAUUACUGCAACAAGCAGGCUCAUGAGAUGCCCCAGUGACUCAUGCUUUACUCUUGUGGUAUUUUAUUUGAGUUUAUCGUACAUGUUCCUCAGGCCUGGUCCUCAGACCUGAGUUGACAGGGCACACACUCCUGAUACAAGAAGGUGCAGUAUAGCAUCCGAUUUUCAAGUGUCUCAUUUCCAAUUCGAUUAGCUGCUUGUUCAUGGAUGCUGGAAGCAGCAUUUUGAGACCUUUUUUUGGCAUAUCAGGUUAUAAAUACACAAAUGGAACUCAGCCAUGAAGAACUGAGCAUCGCUAUGGCUCCAUUUUGAAAGUUUUAAAGUUCACAGAUUCAAAUACUGGAAUGAAAACAUUAAUUUAAACUGUUUCUCAUUGAGCUUGUAGCUCAGCAGCUCAAGUAGCUCUGACAUACUCUGUUUUUUAAGGUCUCAAAUUUGAACCUUUUCUUUAGUU
Molecule: messenger RNA, 2754 nt
Organism: Populus trichocarpa (black cottonwood)
Lineage: Eukaryota; Viridiplantae; Streptophyta; Magnoliopsida; Malpighiales; Salicaceae
Product: probable E3 ubiquitin-protein ligase HIP1
Exons: 5
Coding region: 304-2205 (633 amino acids)
Molecular function (GO): ubiquitin protein ligase activity
Source: RefSeq, a predicted model, not a curated record